AUGACAUGUAUAAACAUAGCAAGGGAAAAGCUAAAUGAUGAUUCAAGUUGGGUUGUUGAUAGCAAUGUAACUUUGAUAUCCGAAGAUGUUCAUCAUGCGUCAAGCUCAACUAAAAAGUUUUUAGAGCCCGCUCAAGUGCGUGGUAAAGGUCGCCCGCCAUCAAAAAGGAAGCAAUCCACAUUAGAGAAAAAUGUGAAGAAAAGAAGAAAGAAAAAUGUAUCUGAUGGGAAUGAAGACACAAAUGGUAAAUAUGCAAAAACCAAUGUUGAUGGUAGCUCGUGUAUGGCAAAUUACAGUUUUGAUCUUAAUAAACAUUAUGUAUCACCUUUCUUUCCUACACACCUUCAAAACACAGCCCCAAAAAACAUGGAACAAACAGAUUGUAACAAAGAUGCCACCCUUGGAUGCCAUCUAGCCCGUCGUCUAGUUGAGAUAGGUGUGACCGACAUCUUCACGGUCCCUGGUGACUUCAACCUCACCCUCCUUGACCACCUUAUUGCCGAGCCUCGUCUUAAAAACAUUGGUUGUUGUAAUGAGCUCAAUGCAGGCUAUGCUGCUGAUGGAUAUGCACGUGCACGUGGUGCUGCUGCGUGUGUUGUCACGUUUACAGUUGGUGGGCUGAGUGUAAUUAAUGCUAUCGCGGGUGCUUAUAGUGAGAAUCUGCCUGUGAUUUGUAUUGUUGGUGGCCCGAAUUCUAAUGACUUUGGGACGAAUAGGAUCCUUCAUCAUACUAUUGGGAUACCAGAUUUUAGCCAGGAAAUGAGGUGUUUUAGUACUGUUACUUGCCACCAGGCUGUGAUUAGCCAUUUAGAAGAUGCUCAUGAACAAAUCGAUAGGGCAGUAUCAACCGCCCUCAGAGAGAGCAAGCCUGUUUAUAUCAGUGUCAGUUGCAACUUACCUGGGAUUCCUCACCCUACAUUUAGCCACGAACCAAUUCCUUUUUCAAUCAUUCCACGCAUGAGUAACAAGUCAGGGUUAGAGGCUGCAGUGGAGGCAGCAGCUGCCUUCCUGGACAAGGCGGUAAAACCAGUAUUAAUUGGUGGCCCGAAACUCCGAGUAGCAAAGGCUACACAAGCAUUCGUAGAACUUGCUGAUGCAAGUGGUUAUGCGGUUGCUGUGAUGCCCUCAGGUAAAGGCAUGGUCCCGGAGCACCAUGAGCACUUUAUUGGGACAUACUGGGGAGCAGUCGGGACUGCAUUCUGUGGUGAGAUCGUGGACUCUGCAGAUGCUUAUCUGUUUGCAGGGCCGAUUUUUAAUGACUACAGUUCAGUUGGCUACUCCUUACUGCUCAAAAAGGAAAAAACUAUUAUCGUGCAGCCCGAUCGUGUGGUCAUUGGAAAUGGUCCUGCUUUCGGGUGUGUAUUGAUGAAAGAUUUUCUUGAAGAGCUCGCAAAAGUAAUCCAGAAAAAUACUACAGCUUAUGAAAAUUACCACCGGAUCUUUGUCUCUGAAGGGCAUCCUGCAGCACCAGAGCCUAACGAACCAUUGAGGGUCAAUAUUCUGUUUCAGCAUAUACAGAAAAUGCUCACAUCAGACACUGCGGUUCUUGCUGAGACCGGGGAUUCCUGGUUCAAUUGCCAGAAGUUGAAACUUCCAGACGGUUGUGGGUAUGAAUUUCAAAUGCAGUAUGGUUCAAUCGGAUGGUCUGUCGGUGCACUUCUUGGCUAUGCCCAGUCUAUACCUGACAAAAGGGUCAUUGCUUGCAUCGGUGACGGCAGUUUCCAGGUAACAGCACAAGAUGUAUCAACAAUGAUAAGACACGAGCAAAAGAGCAUAAUAUUCCUGAUAAACAACGGAGGGUACACCAUCGAAGUUGAGAUCCAUGACGGGCCGUAUAAUGUGAUCAAGAACUGGAACUACACUGGUGUUGUGGAAGCCUUCAGCAACGGUGAAGGAAAACUAUGGACUGCUAAGGUAACAUGUGAAGAGGAGCUGGCAGAAGCAAUAGCAACAGCAACAGGAGAGAAAGAGGAUCAUUUGUGCUUCAUUGAAGUAAUUGUUCACAAGGAUGAUACCAGCAAAGAACUUCUUGAAUGGGGUUCAAGAGUCUGCUCAGCUAAUAGUCGGCCCCCUAAUCCUCAGUAAUUUUUAUGGUCAUAUUACAUAAGACUAAGAAUUUUGGUUUUGCUCGGGUGAAAUAGCUCAUUAUCAUAUUACUAUGGUUUAAUUGAGGAUAUUUUGGCGUUUCCAAAUCUUUACUUUAAAUGUGGUAUUCCUUAUCUAUGAUUUGUAUUGUUAAUUCUAGACAGGCCAAUGAGCAAAUUUGACCAGAAAAG
Erigeron canadensis is the source of this 2276-nucleotide messenger RNA. Its product is annotated as pyruvate decarboxylase 2-like. The record is from RefSeq and is a predicted model, not a curated record. Bases 1 to 2085 code for a protein of 694 amino acids. Gene Ontology annotation, molecular function: carboxy-lyase activity; thiamine pyrophosphate binding; magnesium ion binding. The transcript is spliced from 8 exons. NCBI's taxonomy places the organism in Eukaryota, Viridiplantae, Streptophyta, Magnoliopsida, Asterales, Asteraceae.